Messenger RNA from Brachypodium distachyon (stiff brome), 654 nucleotides. Its product is annotated as BTB/POZ and MATH domain-containing protein 4. The transcript has a single exon. Gene Ontology annotation, molecular function: protein binding. Gene Ontology annotation, biological process: protein ubiquitination. The record is from RefSeq and is a predicted model, not a curated record. Bases 1 to 654 code for a protein of 217 amino acids. Lineage: Eukaryota; Viridiplantae; Streptophyta; Magnoliopsida; Poales; Poaceae.
AUGGCUGACCUCUCAGCUUCCUCGGCCGGAUGGCGCCGCCUGCCCAAGACAUCCUCCGUGAGCCUGACGGAAGCCGCGACAGCAACCCAUGAGUUCAGAGUCACCAGCUACUCGCUGCUCGACGGCGUGGGCGUCGGCCAGCAUGUCAGCUCCAGCAUCUUCAGCGCCGGUGGCUGCCACUGGAUCAUCAGGUUCUACCCAGAUGGCUGCAAGGAGAACGGCUCUGCUGCCUGGUCAUCGGUCUUCCUGCACCUUCUCUGGGGAGCCACGGAUGUCCGGGUCAUGUACGGACUAGGCAUCCUGCAGAAAGAUGGCACGGAGGUCUGGCCAGUGACCCAGACUGCAACAGAGAUCUUUGAAGCGCCAAGCGACAGCCGGGGCUACCCUGAUUUCGUCGCGAAAUCCUGGCUGAAGCACUCGUCGUGCCUCGACGGCGAUUGCCUGACGAUCAGGUGCGUGCUGACUGUGAUCAAAGGGUCUCACGUAGAAGAUGUUGAUGUUGGUUCAGUUGGCAGCUAUGCUUGGUCGGUGUUCAGAAUUGCUAGGCCAAUAUUUGCAGCGUUCUGGCAUUGCCACGGUUUGGUCAGGGAACUAGUUGCUCGUGGAUCGGCCAAGUUCAGGCAAGCGGAAGAACUAGACCCCCAAGGUGGGUAG